UAUUUAUUUUGCAUUUAUUCCGCUGAGGGCCAUUGAAUUUUCAGUUUGUUUGCGGUGGCUGCCGUGGUAUCAGUGUUUUUAUAUACCUUGCGUGGUAUAAACUGUUUUGAGGGCGGAUAUUCUAUGGAAAUGGCUACACAGCGGUGAUAUAGUGCCUGUCACCCCUUCAAUUUAAGAUGCUUGGCAUGACUGGGAGUGAAGAAAUCAUGGCCAAUGGACACAGUGACUAUGAUCUUGAUAUCGACGGUGUGGUGGCGGAGCUGGGUCGGCUGCGCUCCUCUCUCGGCAGCAGCGAGGAGGAGUUUGGCUUCCUGGCCAACCUCCUGCAGAGCUCUCAGCUACAGAGUCUCGUGCAGGCGCACAGUACCAUCAUGUCGACGAUGGUGGAGAACCAGUGCCAGCCGGUGCUCUCCUCGGCCGAGGAUAUCGCCUUCGAGGUGAUGGGCGAGAUCCAGCUGAAGGGCCUCACAGAGCCCGACGCCGUGGAGCUGUUCCGGCUUCUGCAGACCCCGCACAUGCUGAACAUUCUGUCCGCCCACGAUAUGGUGGCCCAGAAGGAUUACGUGCCACGGCUGCCCGAACUGCCCGCCGACGCAGACGACGACGAGGAGGAGACGGUCAAAAUCGUCCAGCUGGUCAAGAGCAACGAACCGCUGGACGGCUCCAAGGGAUGCGAGCCAAUCGUGGGUGCCACGAUCAAGGCGGACGAGCAGACGGGCGCCAUCGUGAUCGCCCGAGUGAUGCACGGCGGCGCUGCGGACCGCUCGGGGCUGAUCCACGUCGGUGACGAGGUCCUGGAGGUGAACGAUAUCGACGUCACCGACCGCUCGCCAAACGACGUACUGCGGAUACUGACGCAGGCGCAGGGCACCAUCACGUUCAAGCUGAUCCCCGCCGACACUCGGCACUCGGCCCGGGAGUCCAAGGUGCGCAUGCGCGCCCUGUUUGACUACACGUCGUCCGACGACAAGCACAUCCCGUGCCGAGAGGCGGGCCUCGACUUCAGUCGCGGAGAUAUCCUGCACAUCGUCAGCCAGGACGAUAUCUACUGGUGGCAGGCGCGGCGGGAGGGCGACUUCAGUAUGCGGGCCGGCCUGAUCCCGAGCCGGGCUCUUCAGGAGCGCCGGAUCCUGGCCGAGAGGACGCAGCGGGCCGACGAUAAAGGUAUCUCCUGCGUGGCGCGCUCGCCCGGCAGCCGGACCACCAAAAUCAAAAAGAUCAUGUACGACGCUGCCGAGAACGACGACUUUGACCGCGAAGAGGUGGCCACAUAUGAGGAGGUGGCGAAGCUGUACCCUCGGCCGGGCUGCCAGCGGCCGAUCGUACUGGUCGGUCCUCCGGGAGUGGGGCGAAACGAACUGAAACGGCGUCUGGUGGCCACCAAUCCGGACAAGUACCGGUCCGUCAUACCCUACACCUCCCGCCCGCAGCGACCGGGUGAGAGUAACGGCGUCGACUACCACUUUGUGUCGCGCGCCGACAUGGAGGACGGCCUGGCGCGCGGACGGUUCGUCGAGUUCGGCGAGUACAGGGGUAACCUGUACGGCACGGCCCAGGAGAGCAUCCUGUCCAUCAUCAACGCCGGACAGGUCUGCGUGCUGUGUCCCCACUAUCAGGCGAUCAAGAUGGUGCGCACUGCCGAGAUGAAGCCUUACAUCGUGUACGUGAAGCCACCGCUGUAUGAUCGUCUGAAGGAGACCCGGGCGGCCAGCUACGCGCGCUCCACCUUCGACCAGACCAGCACACGAGGAUUCACGGAUGACGAGCUGCGCGACAUGUUGCACUCGGCCGCCCGGCUCGAGUUCCACUACGGCCACCUGUUCGACGAGACCAUCGUCAACGACGACCUGUCGACGGCCGUGGCGCAGCUGCUGCGCACGGCGCGCCGCGUCGAGACGGAGCCCCUCUGGGUGCCCGCCAGCUGGGUGCAAUAGAGCUGCCGGCUGGGUGCAAUAGAGCUGCCGGCGGCUCAACUGACGGCAGCGGCUCCAAACGCCGGUGUGACAGUGGGCUGCGCCGGGGCUGUUCACUGCCAGGUCCGCGGCGCCCGGUCGGACGGUUGAGAUGUGAGCCUCGUAUAGUCUCUUCCCGUCUCGUCUCCGGGCGGGAGAUACUCAGAUGUCGGACGGGGCGGUACGGACGGCCUCGGUGAGACAGAUUCUUCCUGCGUCGGCGGCGGUCGUGGUGAGGCGCUCAGGCUCAAACCCUGACCGUCAGCGCCGAUGUCGGCUAAUCGCGGCUGCUCGCGGGGGAUUGCAGACUGUUCCACUGCCGCCGCUGCUGCCUCGGACGUCUACAGAGAUUCCUGACACGCUGGCCAGUUGGAACCGCCGCUCCUCAGUUAGGUCUCUCCGUGAGUAACUCUAAUCGCCUCUCGGGCGAUCGGAGACGCAGUAGGAUGCAGACAAACGACUGGCUUCCACGCCUGACUGGCAGAAAAUCGGGAGGGCAUUGAAUCCCGAAAACGAAAUGAGACGUUCUGUUGUCUCCUUGUUCAUAUCCAGGAGCUUGACUCUGCGGCGGCCGACGGAGCUCUCUCGUCAAACUGUCGAGCUGACGCAUCUGACCAGAGGUCGGAGUGCGUUUGUUAACUGGAGUACGGCGUCCCGUCGGUCGCUCGGGCUGACGUGGACGGCCUUUAGUCGUUUCCCAAAGACGCGCGGAUAGCCGGUGUAAGCGGUAGAGUGAGUGUAGUGAUUCGUAGCGGUGCCGGUGGGUAGGAUGGUGUGUGGUAGCAGGCAGUGAGGUGGAGAACAGUGGUGGCGCUAGGGCUGAACUUGUUCCGGGCGGAAUAACUCGGGAAAAGGGGAGAGGCCAGUGGCCUCAGGGCAUCUACCGGCAAACUGGGCUUAAGUUUAGGUCUUGGAUGGUUGAAGUGAAGAAAACGUUUCGGUUUCAUGACGUCUUAAAAUCAUUGUUGAUCACGGCUGAUUAUUUGCUGAUUGGAGUUUUAUGGAUGUCUUUGACAAGGAAGCAUUUCACAGAGUGACAUUGGAACAAGCCGGUCAUUUGGAGAGUACCCAGGCAGCUCGUUUUCUUUCAGUUUGCUUAGACUGUUGUUAUCUUUUGAAUUAAACACCGGAUAGUAGAUAGCAUUAUGGAAUCUUUAUCAGACGAUUGUAAAACACUUCAUUUUUGUUGUUGCUGCCCCAAGGGCGAUUAUAUGCAGAUAUUUUUCGACAUUUUAGUACAUAGCUCGACAUUAGCCGUUGGUCGUACGUUUGCGGGUCGGUAGUAAGAGAAAUGCUGCGGCGGGAUAGCCAGCAAUCAAUCAUUCAUAGCACUGGAGCUCAUUUUACACGAUCAUACGAUAUUGACACACUGUGUUCACGUCAGUAAUAGUUACGUGGUGUCACCACGCUUGUUACGACCGAUGUAUUUUCGCUCCACAGCCGCGUGCAAUCUGUUUUAACCUUUUGUAACGGCAUGUUUGUUGUUUGAUGACACUCCUUAGUCAGUAGCGCAAAUAUUUCAGUCACUUAUUCUAAUGUGUUCGAAUUUUAUCGUGAUAAGUUUCGAUGUAUUUUAUGUGCAUUAAUUUGUUAGUGAUAUUGUCAAUGAACACCGGGUUUAAAUAUUUCGUUUUGAGCUCGGCUCUAGGAUUAUGCACAUUGAGAGCUUUGUUGAUACAUUGCAUAUGUUGCACGUUAGUGAAACGCACGGACAGUAUUCAUCGCUGUUAUUGUUUGCAUCGCACUGUACGCGAUUAUUAUUUUAAGUCACGACAUGCACGCUAGUUUGAUAUAUUAUUAGUUUGUUGGCUCUCUGUGGCCAGAUUCAGGGGCAUAUCUGUUUCGUCAUGUUGCUUGCUUGCUUGAAGCACGGCUGCCCAUAAAAGCUAGCAAACUGCCUGAAGUAACAGACGAUCAGUGUCUUUGAUUUCUUUCCUCUAGCAGAGAUGAGGUUACUUGUCUGACAUUAACGCAUUCUGAUUGGCUCUCACUUAUUUUUACUGAACUUCGAUAUUGACAAACAGCCGAACUGGUGAAUGUUUGUUGCGUCUAGGAAACGGGUAGAGCCUUACGAACAAACUCCGAUCAAAAGUGGCGGCGAGCUGACGUUGGCCUGUGUUCGAUUCUGUUCUCAGGGUCUGUGUGUGUAGUGAGUGCCGUGCGCGUGCUGGGCCUACUGUGUUCACUAGUGAGGUGCUCCUCCUUGGGGAAUACCUCACUCGACCUUUGACGAAUAUAGACCCAGGCAAUGUGUGAGAGGCGCCGCGACGAUGCUAGAUCGGCCUUUGCAGUUCUGUUGUGGUGUGGUCGGCAGCAAUAGGCCUUUUCGCGGCGAGUGAUCUGCUAGCUUGAGCUCGAUCGAUGGUGCAGUGAACCUUGUCUCGUUCUAGAUCUGACCUGUCCUUCGAUUUAUGUCGCGACCCUUUUUCACGGUGACGAUUAUCGGAGUCGUUCCGCGCAGGUUGCGAAUGCUCUCAGUCUCGUUCAUUGCAACUUUGUCUUCAUUUUCGGCCACUCGGCCGUCUCCCUUUCCUAGUACCUUUCCAGUGACUGCCGGCUCCCGUGGGUAGUCGAUCAUGACGGUGAGACGCCUGCUGCAUGACACAGGGCGCCUAGCGUUCUGAGAGGGCCGGCCGACCCAUGGCAUACCUUGUACUGUGUGAGCGAGCCGCCCAGGCCUGCGUAGACGCUUAUCUCGGUGUUCUCUUCCCGACUUGUCCUGUGAGCUCGGCCCGGGCGUGUGUCGUAGUGGCGGACCGGCCGGCUGCGGUAGGGACCGGGCCGAGUGGUCGCCCGCUGUGUCUGUCUCCCCCAGUUUUGAGCGCCUUCCAUGGGGCGGCGGUAGCGGCGGCCCGCGGUGCGUCUCGGCGGCAGCGCGAGGACCACUGCCGGACGCCCACAGUCGCGAGUCUGUGCUGUUCGUAAUGCCGCUCGUAGAAUGAUAUACCUCCGCUUGUUUGGUGUUCAUUAUCGAUUCCCAAUAAAGGUUACCCGGCAGGUC
Messenger RNA from Amphibalanus amphitrite, 4953 nucleotides. Its product is annotated as MAGUK p55 subfamily member 7-like. NCBI's taxonomy places the organism in Eukaryota, Metazoa, Arthropoda, Thecostraca, Balanomorpha, Balanidae. The record is from RefSeq and is a predicted model, not a curated record. Gene Ontology annotation, molecular function: protein binding. The transcript has 14 exons. Gene Ontology annotation, cellular component: plasma membrane; cell-cell junction. Bases 177 to 1934 code for a protein of 585 amino acids.